AUUACCAAAGUGACGGAUGUACAUACCGUAAAGUUAUUUUCAGUUUCAUGCGAGUCGGUAUCACCGCAAAAACUUUUGGCAUUUCAAUUUGCUUAAGUCUUAACUAACCAUGGGCAACUGACAAUGAGAGUACACCUUUCUUUUUCUCUUUCAACUUCUAACUUAAUUCAUUUCAUUUUGUAUUAUAACGAUAAUGUGUUAAAGAAUUAACGUCGCUUCUAUACUGGUUUCAGUGUUAUAAUCAUACCGUCGAUCAUGUAAUUAAACUCGCUCUCCUCAUUAACAUGCACCGUCGCUUUGGUUAAUAACGUGAUUAAGUAAAAUCAUUUACUCGAAAAAGGGGUGUCUACGUAGGGGGUACAGGAAAUAAUAGAAAAAAAAAAACAAGACAAUAGGGAUUUGGAUUAAGUACAUCGUGAUCGACACCAAGAGAUUUUCGAAAGUACUAUUUUCGCAUUACUAAAAUAACGAUAGAAAAAUAGUUCAGUGCUAAUCCACGUACGUUAAUGCCAUCGUUUAUCGUCUUAAGAUCCUUGAAAAAGAACGAUCGUGACGUAAAGUUGCUAUCGAAUGGACCGAGUGGACGAUUAAAGAAGCAACCUGUGGCUAUGUCUUGUUGUAGAAUUUUAUCUGUGUUAGGAGCUGAGUAGGAAAUCGGUGCUUUUCAUUAUAUAUGUGUUGACGAACGUGCUCCUAACGUAAUUCAGGUAUAUCGUGCGGUCUAUUGCAAACGUUCGAUAAAUAGGAUGUAAUCGUAUCAUUUAAUGAUCGAAUCAAAACAAGAGAGGGAGAGAGAGAGAGAGAGAGAGAGAGACAGGAGAGAGGGAAGAGAUCAUUAACGAGAAGCAAAGCGGUAAUUACGCACGUUUCAAGAGCCAUUUUGCAUUAUCGAUGAAUCACUCGAUAAUUCUCAGCUAUUUGAAAUCGUUCGAUUGUAAAUCUUCUAUUCGAAAGAGAAAGGCGAAUGCCAGAGGUAGAUAAAAAAUUUGGAGGACUAAAAAUAUCAAUCAUAGCAAUGCAAAGCGUCGCGUAAAAUAUUCGUAGAAAUUCAAGAACGGCAGAGAAUCGCUGGGAAAAAAAAAGUUCGGUCAUCCCUCAUCUUGACGGAAAAAUGUUUUUCUUGCCUUACUUGCUCGCUUUCGCAUAACUUUCUUUAUCAUCGUGAAUUGCGUGCCAUGCGAUCGAAGAAAAUUCAAGUGAGAGGAUGAGGAAAGUGGAUGAUGAAAGAUGGAACGACCGGGUGAUACUUAACGUCGGUGGAAUACGUCACGAGACGUAUAAAGCGACCUUGAAGAAAAUACCGGCGACGAGAUUGUCACGACUCACCGAGGCAUCGGUAAAUUACGAUCCGAUAUUGAACGAAUAUUUCUACGACAGGCAUCCCGGUGUCUUCGCACAGGUUCUCAAUUACUAUCGUACAGGCAAGCUGCACUAUCCCACGGAUGUUUGCGGUCCUCUUUUUGAAGAAGAACUUGAUUUCUGGGGUCUUGAUUCGAAUCAGGUUGAACCUUGCUGCUGGAGUACUUACAGUAUUCAUAGAGAUACACAAGCAACAUUGGCCAUAUUGGAUAAAUUAGACAUCGAAGGCGAAAAGCUUAGCGACGAGGAAAUUUCUCGUCUCUUUGGUUACGAGGAGGAAUAUAAUCGUGGAACAUUGACAAAGUGGCAGCGAUUACGUCCGAGAAUCUGGGCUCUCUUCGACGAGCCUUACUCGUCGAGGUCGGCAAAGUGCAUCGCCUGCAUUUCGAUCUUCUUCAUCUGUCUCUCGGUUCUCUGCUUUUGCUUAAAGAGCCAUCCUAGUAAUCUACCACAAAUUAGAACGGAUGAUUCUCCUUCUAACUACUCUGUAGAAUUCACUCAGCAUUACGAGAAUGAAAUCGGUCGACCACAUAGAGCAUUUUAUUACAUUGAACACGCUUGUAAUGCUUGGUUCACAUUCGAGAUAACACUUCGAUGCUUGGUCAGUCCAAGCCUAAAGCGAUUCGCUGUGUCGCCGGUGAACGCGAUCGAUUUAGCGGCAACGUUCAGCUUCUACACGGAAUUCUUGACGGAGUCUAGCCUGUAUCUUGAGGUCCUCUCGAUAGCAAGAGUACUUCGACUCUUUAAAUUGACCAGACAUUCACCUGGCUUGAGAAUCCUCAUACAUACUUUCAAAGCAUCCGCGAAAGAGCUCGCAUUGUUGGUUUUCUUCCUUGCUUUGGGCAUAGUUCUCUUCGCUAGCCUUAUUUUUUAUGCCGAACGACUUCAAGAAAAUCCCAACAACGACUUUGACAGUAUACCACGAGGACUUUGGUGGGCUCUAGUCACCAUGACGACCGUCGGUUACGGCGACAUGACGCCGAAAACCUUUCCAGGGAUGUUCAUAGGCGGACUGUGCGCCUUGACCGGCGUUCUUGCUAUCGCACUUCCGGUUCCCGUCAUCGUCAGCAACUUCUCUAUGUUCUACUCCCACACUCAGGCACGUAGCAAAUUGCCAAAGCAGAGACGAAGAGUACUCCCAGCAGAAUUUCCAAGACGUGGAAGAUCGUCGAUGCAUCAAAAUCGUUUCGAUUCUCAGGGACAUUUGUUCUUGAACGCUUCACCUUACAGAUCGCUGACACCUCUCAUGACUCGACAACCUAUGACUAGAUUGCACAGCGUCCUACAACUCCAGCCGAAUAUCGUGAUAAAUCUAGCGGAAAUCGAACAUCGUGCGCGCACCACUUCGCCCAGUCAAGAAUCCGAAGGAACUAGCGUAUCUGACUGCCGAGAUAGCGAUCUACCUCAAGAUGAUAAGAUGGAAGAGCAACGUGUCGCCGAAAUCGUUCAUCCAGAAGAGGAAACGAAUCAUCGAAAAGAGAGACAACGUUCUCAAAACAUUCUCCAUUAUAUUUUGUGAUAAAAAUAUAUUGUUUUUUUUUAAUACCAUUAUAUAUUAUUCUAACAAAAGAAAAAAGAAAAGAAAAAAAAGAAAAGUUGCAACGAUCAACGAUAAAAACAUUUAAGAGACAAAGAGAGAAGAUGAAAGAAAAAUCAAUGAGAAUGAACAAAAAGAAAAGUGCGUUGAUCGUGCAACGAUCAUGUUUCAUCGUAAAGUCGAUCGACCAAUUCGUGGCCAUUAAAAGAGUUCAGUAGCGUAUCAACGAUAAUACCUUGCAAAACGUGGAAAACCGUGGAACUCUUUGACGCAAGAGGUUUCACGGCGCAAGCGUAAGCCAUCGACCGCUAGAACGGUUUAUUCAGGCUCUGUGGGAUCUCCCCACUUUUCUCUACUCAGUAUAGACACGCACAGACGUUGAUACAUUACAUGCAUAAAGUGAAGAAAAGAAAGAGAUAGAGAGAUAGAGAUAGAUAGAUAGAUAGAUAAGUAGGUAGAUAAAGAGAGAGAGAGAGAGAGAGAGAGAGAGAAAGAGAGAGAGAGAGAGAGAGAGAGAGAGAGAGAGACGUAUGAUGAUAUGCACCCUCGGGACAUACCUUUGAAUCGUUCUUGACGCGACAAGGUAAAUAAGUAAACGUCUCUAUGUACGCAAGUGUAGUUUUCGAGAUUCCGCUCCCUUCUUCUCUCUCCCCAUCUCUUAAUAUUUAUUUUUUUGUUUUUUUUUUUUUUAUUUUGUCUACACUUCAUUGUAAUAUUCUAAUAUUCUUUAUCUCAAGGAAUAUCUCUCUCUUGAAGAAAAAAAAAAUUCUAUUCAGAUAGUAUCUUCCUCUUCAGACACUUCUCUUCUAAACUGUCAAGCUAACGAGAUUGAUUAGGUUGUUACAAGUACUCUGGAAUGUCGAGAGAAGAGAAGAGAUGUGCUGAUAAAAGAACAAAAGAGUCCGCGUGUUCGCUUGUUUCUGCGGGAAAGCGCGACUGCUAGAGCGCAAUGUGCGCGCGCAUGAACUUUAUCUUUUUCACUCUCGUUAAGAGAAAAUGAAGAAGGAUUGGGAUGUUAGAUAUGCAUGCAAGAAGAUAGAAUAUGAAUUUUCUCUUAAUAUAUAUGUUGUAUUAAUAUUUGAAAAUAAAUGUCUUUCUUUGUUUCAUGAAAGCUCAAUUUCAUAUUAUAUGAUUAUAUGAAAAUAUUCAUUUCUCUAAGUUAUCUAAUAAUCUUUCCAAUGAUGAAGCUGUCAAAAAAUAAAAAAGAAAAAACACAAAAAAGAAAAUAAGAAAAAAAAAUCUACUCUGUCUAUCUUAGAACCAAGUAAACGAGAAUCCAUUUGCCGUCUGUCCUCGCAUGGCAUCGUAAAGGAGGAUGAAAAAGCUUGUCAAGU
Molecule: messenger RNA, 4230 nt
Organism: Vespa velutina
Lineage: Eukaryota; Metazoa; Arthropoda; Insecta; Hymenoptera; Vespidae
Product: potassium voltage-gated channel protein Shaw-like
Exons: 7
Coding region: 1205-2878 (557 amino acids)
Biological process (GO): potassium ion transmembrane transport; protein homooligomerization
Cellular component (GO): dendrite membrane; axon; neuronal cell body membrane
Molecular function (GO): delayed rectifier potassium channel activity; protein binding
Source: RefSeq, a predicted model, not a curated record